UUCCGUUUGCGGAGAACGGAGGGGAUUUGCGUUACCGAGCGACGGAUAGGAUUGACAGAGAUUAUUUCUGUCUAAAUAGACAUUAAAACAUACACGUCGCGUUUUGUCAUGGAUUAACAUUCAAUGGUCUCUUUUCACGUCAGAUCAGCGUUAUACGCGUCACACAGACAUUCAUCAUGACAGACAGUAUUUUAAGCAAAGCUGCCACUAUGGAAAUACCCAUCAACAGUAACGGGGACACCAGGACGGCAGAAGAUGACAGUCUUGAGCAGAUUGGUGGGAGCUUAGAUGAGAUUGUAGGCAAACUGCCAGUGUCCAUGGACCUGCAGCAGGUGAUGGUGUCUGGACCCAACCUGAAUGAAACCAGCAUUGUUUCUGGAGGCUAUGGGGGGGCAGCAGAAGGCAUCAUACCCACUAGUUCUAUCAAAGGGCCGGCCAUUCGUUUCAACCCGGAGUAUUUUGAAAGAAGAUGUGGCCACGCCCCCAAACCAGACAUCCGCUCCAAGUCAAGGGUCAUCCCACCCAGCCAAUCGGCUGCCAGUCGGAUAGCAAGCCAGCCGGGACAUUAUCCAGCUCCCGGCAUGCACCAUAGCAACAGCAACCCAUCCAUGUUUUCGGAGGAAGCCACAAGAGGAGUAGCUGUCGAGAAAUUUGACAGCGUGAAAAAAUGGAGCAUCAACACUUACAAGUGCACCAAGCAAAUGUUUUCAGAGCGUUUUGGCCGUGGUAUAAAAACAGUGGACCUGGAGCUUGAGGCGCAGAUCGAUGUGCUAAGAGAGACCAAACUAAAGUACGAGUGCAUUCUGAGACUCGCACGAGCGCUCACCAGCCACUUCUACAACAUGGUGCAGACUCAGCAAGCUCUUGGGGAUACGUUUGCUGAUCUUAGCCAAAAAUCCCCAGAACUUCAGGAUGAGUUUGGCUACAAUGCAGAAACACAAAGACUGCUAUGCAAGAAUGGAGAGACGCUCCUUGGUGCCAUCAAUUUCUUUGUUUCCAGUAUUAAUACAUUAGUCAACAAAACUAUGGAGGACACUCUAAUGACCAUCAAGAUGUUUGAGAAUGCAAGACUGGAGUACGAUGCCUACAGGACAGACCUGGAAGAGCUGAGUGUAGGUCCGCGAGACUCCACAGCCAUCAUGCGUAUCGAUGCGGCUCAACAGCAGUACCAGAUCCACAAAGAUAAGUACGAACGCCUGCGGAGUGAUGUUACCAUCAAACUCAAGUUUCUGGAAGAGAAUAAGGUUAAGGUGAUGCACAAACAGCUCUUGCUGUUUCACAAUGCCAUCUCUGCGUAUUUUGCUGGAAACCAGCAGCAGCUGGAACAGACUCUCAGACAGUUCAAUGUGAAGUUGAAGCCACCGGGAUCUGAUAAGCCAUCGUGGCUCGAGGAGCAGUGAUCACGUGUAGAGACACUUAAACAUGGAAGUGGAAACCGGAUGAUUGGGAAGUAAACUGUGUUUAAAUAGGAUGUGUAUGAAUGAGAAUGCACAUACUGUACUGUAAAAGAAAGUGAAGCUUUUAUGUUGCCAAACCCUUAAAAGAUGGCCCGUUUAUUUAAAGCCAAAAUAUCUCCAGGUGAAUAAUAUUGACUUUAUUCACACACAUUAUGGAAAAUGAACUGUGGUUAAAAUGUACUGCUGCCUUAAUUUACUUGCAUAUAUCUUGUAUGGGCUGUUCAAAGCAAAACAACUUGGUACAAAUCAGUUUAGGCAUCACUUUGUGUUAAACAUUUAAAGAGCUCAGAUGCAAUACCCUCUUAAAGCAACACUAUGUAGUUUCCAUGUAAAAAUGACUUACAGCUCCCCCAUGUGGUUGAAA
Paramisgurnus dabryanus is the source of this 1821-nucleotide messenger RNA. RefSeq names its product ADP-ribosylation factor interacting protein 2a (gene arfip2a). Gene Ontology annotation, cellular component: trans-Golgi network membrane. Gene Ontology annotation, molecular function: protein domain specific binding; phospholipid binding. The record is from RefSeq and is a predicted model, not a curated record. NCBI's taxonomy places the organism in Eukaryota, Metazoa, Chordata, Actinopteri, Cypriniformes, Cobitidae. Gene Ontology annotation, biological process: intracellular protein transport; regulation of Arp2/3 complex-mediated actin nucleation.